AUGCGGAGCCACCUGAACACGCUGCUCUUCUGGGGCACGUUUUCUUCUGUCACAUCUCAAAAUGCCGUACUGGACUGUGGGACGAUGAAAACAGAUGAAUUCCCUUCUCCAAGGUUGUACUCAGAAACUAAUGUGGUCAUGAAGGGUCAAAAUGUGUCUCUGUUUUGUUUCAAUGAGAACAAAUCACUGCAGAUCACCUAUUCGUUGUUUCGGCAUGGUAAAUACUUGGGAACCCAGAAUGGAACAGGCAAACCCGUGAUUUUUAACCUCAACAUCUCAGAAGUGCCUGACUCGGGCCCCUACAAAUGCAAAGCUGAAGUUUUACAAUGCGGAAAAUAUAGUCGUGAGCUCAACUUCACCAUUGUUGAGCCGGUGACUGCCCCAGUGCUGAGCGUCACGGUCACUCAAACAGAAACAGAACGACACGUAACACUACACUGCAUCUCAGUCAAUGGCUCGCUGCCCAUCAAUUACACUUUCUUUGAAAAAAACGUCACCAUAUCACCAGCUAUUUCCAAGAACAGAAGGGAGCCUGCUGAAUUUAACUUCACCAGGAAGAACAGUGGAGAAGAGGAAGAGUAUAGGUGUGAAGCCAGAAACAGUCUGCCUAGCCACACAAAGUACAGCUGGCUUGUCACCGUGACCUCGACAGGCGGAGGUGGCUGUCCUUUCUGCCUGCAGCUACUGCUUCCGGGGCUAUUACUGAUGCUGACGGUGACAGUCCUAAUUCUGGCUUUUUGGAUACUACCAAAAUACAAAGCAAGAAAAGCUAUGAGACAUAACGUGCCCAAGGACCGUGGAGAAGUUGGAAUAUACGCAAACAUCAGUAACGAUCCAGCAGAUGAGGCAUCUGUGCCAGACGUGGAAUCCAGGCAGUGUGUUUCCACAGCGCAAGACGGGGCCGGAGACGCCCAGGAGAUACAUUAUGCCACCCCCAUGUUCUGGGAGGUGGCACCAAUAGAGCAAGAAGCCUGUAAUGAUUAUAAACCUGGAUGUGUCUACUCUGAACUUGUCAUCUGA
This is a messenger RNA of Propithecus coquereli (Coquerel's sifaka), 1020 nucleotides long. It is a transcript of the gene MILR1, whose product is annotated as mast cell immunoglobulin-like receptor 1. The record is from RefSeq and is a predicted model, not a curated record. Gene Ontology annotation, molecular function: transmembrane signaling receptor activity. Gene Ontology annotation, biological process: cell surface receptor signaling pathway. Lineage: Eukaryota; Metazoa; Chordata; Mammalia; Primates; Indriidae. The transcript is spliced from 9 exons. The coding region runs from base 1 to 1020 and encodes 339 amino acids.